This is a messenger RNA of Malania oleifera, 1386 nucleotides long. Its product is annotated as receptor-like protein EIX1. The transcript has a single exon. Lineage: Eukaryota; Viridiplantae; Streptophyta; Magnoliopsida; Santalales; Ximeniaceae. The coding region runs from base 1 to 1386 and encodes 461 amino acids. Gene Ontology annotation, molecular function: protein binding. The record is from RefSeq and is a predicted model, not a curated record.
AUGGAUGCACACCCAUCAGCAAUUUUGGUGGUUGUUUUGGUGUUGCUUUUUUGGGUUGGGGCAAUGAGUUUCUCUUAUGGAAAUCCAAAUGCCAUCCAUUGUAGGGUAGAGGAAAGAGAAGCCCUUCUCGAGUUCAAAAAAGGUCUCAGGGAUCCUUCCAACUGCCUCUUUUUGUGGGUAGGCGAAGAUUGUUGUAGGUGGAGAGGAGUUCGGUGUGACAACACUACGAGUCAUGUUCUCCAUCUCAACCUCUCCAAUCCAAUCAAUCCUAUUUAUGAUUUUUACGAUUAUGGUUUGGAUGGAAACAUAAGUGGUUCAUUGCUGCAAAUGAAGCAUCUCCAGCACUUAGACUUGAGUCGCAAUGAUUUUGGAGGGCUUAAAAUUCCUGAUUUCUUUGGUUCCCUCACCUCUCUCACAUAUCUUAACCUGUCUUUGGCAAGAUUUGGUGGCUCUAUUCCACCUCAAAUUGGGAAUCUUUCAAGUUUGCAUUAUCUUGAUCUUGGCCGCAAUGUUUAUUAUGAUUUUUUAACUAAAAAUUAUAAUGAUCUGUACUUUACGUCAGAUGACGUAAGAUGGAUUUCUCAUCUCACCUCAAUUGAGUUUCUAGACAUGAGUUAUGUGGAUCUCAGCCAGGCAUCAAGUAAUUGGCUACAGGUGAUGAGCAUGCUCCCUUCCUUAUCCACUUUACACUUAUCUAAUUGUUCGUUGGGUAACACUCUUCCACUUUCUCACGCCAAUUUUUCUUCUCUUUCCACCCUCGAUCUCUCAUAUUACCUCUUCAAUUCUUCAAUAUUGGGCUGCCUCUCUAGUCUUCCUUCUCUUCUUUCACUCAGUCUGGAGAACUCCUAUUUCCUAAGGGGUUCAAUUCCUGUCUCUCUACAAAACGUGACAACUCUUCAAAUGCUUGAUCUUUCUUAUUGUGAGCUCAACUCUACAGUACCAGAAUGGCUAUAUGGCAUGACUAACCUUCGAAGCCUCCAUUUUUCAUGGGACAAGUUUCAAGGUUCAAUUUCAGGUGCUAUUGAGAAUCUUACGUCACUCACGGAACUCGAGCUACCUGGCAAUGACCUUGAAGGAAGAAUCCUAGGAUCCUUGCGGAAUCUUUGUUAUUUGAGAGUUUUACAUUUGUUAGGGAACCAACUCAAUGGAGAUAUAUUUGAAUUUUUAGGACAUUAUUCAUCUAAUUCAUGCAUCCAGGAGACACUGGAGGCUUUGGAGUUUGGUGAUAAUCACCUCUUAGGUCAAUUAGCAGAAUUUAAAAGUUUGUCCUAUCUUAAUAUUUCUGUUAAUUCCAUUUCUGGUCAAAUUCCUGUGUCAAUAAGGAAAUUGUCAUCCUUAAAGCAGUUGGAUAUUUCUUCCAACUUUUUCAACGGGAGUAUUCCAUAA